This is a messenger RNA of Dovyalis caffra, 801 nucleotides long. The record is from the annotation of a GenBank genome assembly. Lineage: Eukaryota; Viridiplantae; Streptophyta; Magnoliopsida; Malpighiales; Salicaceae.
AUGGAAAAACAUAUCAACCUUGAGAUUGAUGCCCAGGAAACUUGCCUCACCUCAUCUUCCACUGCCACCUCCGCCACCACUUCUUCCUCCUCCACCUCCUUUUCUUCUAUCACCGUUUCAUACAUUGAUCAAAGCUCAAAAAAAGAAGAGAAUUCUAUUGCUACGAAAGGAUCAAGAAAAGCUCAAAAAUUACAAAGCGGUGACGAGGGUAAUAAAAGACGGAAGACUAGUACCGAUAAUGAGAAUAAUGGGAAGCAUCCAACAUAUAGAGGAGUAAGAAUGAGAAGUUGGGGCAAAUGGGUGUCUGAAAUCAGAGAGCCAAGGAAGAAGUCAAGAAUAUGGCUUGGAACAUACCCUACAGCCGAAAUGGCAGCUCGAGCCCAUGAUGUAGCCGCCUUAGCCAUCAAAGGUGGCUCAGCUUACCUCAAUUUCCCUGAAUUUGCAGAUGAACUUCCUCGUCCACUCAGCAAGUCCCCUAAGGACAUUCAAGCUGCAGCUUCCAAGGCAGCCGCUGCGUCGUACCCCGAGACAAGACACUGUGACGCUGAAGGUGAAGGUGAAGCCGAACUGAGCCAAGUCGAGCCUAACCUUUCGAAUUUAUCAGAUAAUUUGACCAUGGACAAUAUACGAGAAUCAAGCAGUUCUCCUUCAACUGAUUUUGAUGACACAUUGUUUGACCUUCCUGAUCUCUUCGCCGACGGCGUUAAUCAUAUUGAUGGAUUUUGCUAUUAUUCUCCACCAUGGCAAUUAUGUUCAGCUGAUACUGGCUUCCGGCUUGAAGAGCCAUUUUUAUGGGAGUAG